GUAAACACACGUCAGUUUUUGUUUUUUUUUGCCCCAAAUUGCAAUCUCAAAAGGCUAUAUUAAUUUGUUUGCUAAUUUGCAUAAAUUAUCAGUCAGUUCACAAUUGCAAACAACAAGCUGAUGAUGCAGCUUCUCGUUCUAAUACUGCCGCUACUGGUGUACUUGGUGAAUGCCGGUCCGGAGGAGCAGGAGGGUGUGCGCUUUGCCAGUCGCUGUGAAGCCUGCAAAAUUUUGGCUACUGUAUUGCAGGAACGACUAAAGGAAACUGGCAAAUCGCACGAUGUAAUCGAAGUUGGUUACUCGCUCGAUGAUGUCAAACCAAAGAAACGCACCGAGUACCGCCGCAGUGAGCUACGUCUGCUGGAAUCGCUGGAGAAUGUUUGUGAACGCGUUUUGGAAUAUAACCUACACAAGGAGCGCUCUGAUAGCACACGAUUUGCCAAAGGUAUGUCACAAACUUUCAAAACACUACACGGCCUCGUCGACAAGGGCGUCAAAGUGGAUUUGGGCAUACCCUAUGAGCUAUGGGACAAGCCACCAAUCGAAGUGACGCAAAUGAAAGCGCAGUGUGAAGAUAUGGCUGAAAAUUAUGAGGAUGUCAUAUCAAAUUGGUACUUCAAGCUGCAAGAUGAGAAGAGUUUAAUUGAGCACCUUUGCGAGGAUGAAGUACUUGCGCUAGAUGAUCGAAAAUGUUUGAAGGAAACUCUGCCGGCUUUGGAGAGCGAUGAAGAUACGGAUGAUGUGAAGAAGAAAAGCCCGAAGAAAAACUCGAAGCUGCCAACAAAAACAAAAGGCGAUUCAGGCGAAAGCGCUACGAACAAAGAGGAGCUUUGAUGCAAUAAAGCAAAGGGAGAUUUCCAAUGAAUUUUCAUUUGCACAAUGCAAUGCGCUGUAAAACCUAUUUAUGCGUUUGUAUGUAUGUGUUUAACCAUUGAAUAUUUUUCCAUUGUAUUUACUUUGAACCAAAACAUGAGAUUCCUAAAUAUUUAUCCAUUAAAUUUAAUAGGUAUAGAUUAUAAUAAAAAUAAUUUUUUAAGUAUUCCAAAAAUAUA
Molecule: messenger RNA, 1052 nt
Organism: Rhagoletis pomonella (apple maggot)
Lineage: Eukaryota; Metazoa; Arthropoda; Insecta; Diptera; Tephritidae
Gene: CNPYb
Product: protein canopy 4
Exons: 2
Coding region: 121-834 (237 amino acids)
Cellular component (GO): endomembrane system
Molecular function (GO): signaling receptor binding
Source: RefSeq, a predicted model, not a curated record